Messenger RNA from Darwinula stevensoni, 1388 nucleotides. The record is from the annotation of a GenBank genome assembly. NCBI's taxonomy places the organism in Eukaryota, Metazoa, Arthropoda, Ostracoda, Podocopida, Darwinulidae.
UGAUAUUUGCCGUUUCUUUGGGCAUUGCUGCUUAUUCGACUUAUGCCGAGCGCAAAGUGGCUGCUUUUAUGCAAGACCGUAUUGGGCCUGACCGCGCGGGACCUGCUGGAGUUUUCCAGCCUUUAGCCGAUGGCUUAAAAAUGAUUAUGAAAGAGGAAAUUGUGCCAGAAACUUCUAAUCAUUGGCUUUUUAUUAUGGGGCCUGGGCUGGCUAUGAUGACAGCUUUGAUGACAGGCGUGGUUAUCCCAUGGGGCAGUCCGCUCAAUUUUGGUGGUGUAGAAUAUCCUUUGCAAAUUUCGGACAUUAAUAUUGGCAUUUUAUAUGUUUUUGGCGUUGUUUCCAUUGGCGUUUAUGGCAUUAUGAUUGGUGGUUGGGCUUCUAAUAAUAAAUAUUCAUUGCUUGGUGCGCUUCGGGCGAGUUCUCAGAUGAUUAGCUACGAGGUAGCGAUGGGUAUGGCGAUUAUUGCGAUUAUUAUGAUGACAGGUUCGUUGAGUGUGCGUGAAAUCGUAGAACAACAAUCAGGCAGCCUUUUUAAUUGGAACAUAUUUUAUCAGCCGUUGGGGUUUUUGAUUUUUUUGACGUGUGCGUUUGCCGAAACCAAUCGUGCGCCAUUUGAUUUGCCAGAAUGUGAAACAGAAUUGGUGGGCGGUUAUCAUACCGAAUAUUCUUCGAUGAAAUUGGGUUUUUACCUUUUUGCGGAGUAUAUUAAUAUGUUUAUCUCGUCGGCGAUUAUUUCCUGCAUUUAUUUUGGUGGCUAUAACAUUCCUUGGGCAGAGCAAAUGGGGCUUUCGGGCAAUUUAUUGUCUAUUUUACAAGUAUGUUUUUUCUUUGCAAAAGUUUUCUUUUUCAUUUUCUUUUAUAUGUGGGUACGUUGGACGCUUCCGCGCUUCCGCUAUGACCAGUUGAUGAAUUUAGGCUGGAAAAUAUUAUUGCCAUUAUCAUUGUUAAACAUUGUAUUGACAGGUGCAACUAUCAAAUAUCCUGAGCAAAAACGCGAAAUCGCCCCAGUUUAUCGUGGACAACACACCUUGAAACGCGAUGAAAAUGGCGCAGAACGCUGUACGGCUUGUGGGCUUUGUGCCGUAGCCUGUCCUGCCGAAGCGAUUACGAUGGUCGCCGAAGAACGCAAAAAGGGCGAAGAAACCCUUUAUCGGGAAGAAAAAUACGCCGCAAUUUAUGAGAUUAAUAUGUUGCGUUGUAUUUUUUGCGGACUUUGCGAAGAUGCCUGCCCUAAAGAAGCUAUCUUUUUGACGGAUAGAAUGGUGCCUACCAGCUUUGAGCGCAAUGAUUUUGUGUAUGGCAAAGACAAAUUGGUAGAACCUAUUGGUGCACGUAUUGAUGUGACAAAACGCCAGACGAAAGAUGUCGCUGCUUUUAAAAAUGACCAC